Molecule: messenger RNA, 387 nt
Organism: Echinops telfairi (small Madagascar hedgehog)
Lineage: Eukaryota; Metazoa; Chordata; Mammalia; Afrosoricida; Tenrecidae
Exons: 1
Coding region: 1-387 (128 amino acids)
Biological process (GO): dendrite extension
Cellular component (GO): nucleolus
Molecular function (GO): RNA binding
Source: RefSeq, a predicted model, not a curated record
AUGGCCAGAAGCUUACGGAGUAAGUGGAAAAGGAAAAUGCGUGCUGAAAAGAGAGAAAAGCAUGCCCCAAAGGAGCUCCACAGACUUCAAAACAUUCUCAAAGUAGACGGUGAUGCUGUAAUGAAAGACGUUCAAGAGAUAGCAACUGUUGUAGGGCCCAGAUGUUGCCAAGAGAAAACGCAGUGUGAGCUGAAAGAAGAACAAGGUGAAGGUGACAUGACAAUGGAGACUGACAUUAAGAGGGAUAAGAAGAGCCUUCUAGACCAGCACGGACAGUGCCCAGUGUGGAUGAACCCGAGGCAGAGAAAAAAGCUGAAGGCAAAGCGAGAAAAGAGGAAGGGGAAAAACAAAGCCAAAGCGGCGAAGGCAUUGAGAGGCUUAGCCUAG